Gamsiella multidivaricata is the source of this 2358-nucleotide messenger RNA. RefSeq lists its product as uncharacterized. The record is from RefSeq and is a predicted model, not a curated record. The transcript is spliced from 3 exons. NCBI's taxonomy places the organism in Eukaryota, Fungi, Mortierellomycota, Mortierellomycetes, Mortierellales, Mortierellaceae. Bases 1 to 2358 code for a protein of 785 amino acids.
AUGAACCCUCCACAGAGGCCAGCUACUUCCUGGACGUCAGUGCCACCGUCUGCCUCCAGGGUCAGACUAUCAACCCACUUCGAACCCCAUCCACAAGCGCUUCCAUCAUCAAUCCCGAGCCCUCAUCGAGCUGCUGAACUGGAACGCCUGCUUCGACAGAAUCAAGAAAUCAUUCGUCUCUGCACUCUCAAGUCCGUCCAGAUCCGGCAGUCUGAGGACAAGCUAUCGCAACUCGAGAAGGAAAAUCUGGACCUGAUGGUGAUGCUAAGGUACCUGGAACGUCGGCUAGAGACUCAGGCUGAGACCUUUUCAUCGCGUUCGUGUUCCCCACUCUCACGUUUGCCAUCACUGUUUGAGGACAGAACUGAGAGUCGUUUCGAGAAAGAUCAAUCAGAAGCAAGCACAUCAUCAAGACGGCAUCAUUCGAAACGAAACAGAGCGGACGCGAUGGAAAGAAUCGACGAGGAAUAUGAGAGCGGACAAGGGGUGGGACAAAGGCAGGAUGUGGACGAUUCCUUCCGUCGCGUCAAGAGACAGCGAACGCAGCCAAUCUCUGAGUUAUCCGGACUAUCGAAAUACACUCUUAUUUCGAAGCUAAACCAAGUCCAAGCAAUCUAUCAGUGCGAGCACGACACCGUAUGCUCCAUGACCAAAAGCCUCAACACUACUGGCCGCCUUUACAAGGAUUUGCUUCUCGCACUAGAGACCGAGGCCCUUGGAGGACAGAGCGCAAGUCGAGGAGCCCACGAAUCUGUUGAACAUAGCCCACAGCGCCCGCCACUAGCCCGUUCAUACCGUUCUUCUCACAACCAUAGCCGGGACAUCUCGGAGUCGCCCCAAGUGCCACCUGCUGCGCAUAGAGACUCCCUUGGAAAGAGUGCCUCGCCUCUGUCUCGCCGAUAUCGGCUGUCUUUACAGCAUCCACGCUCACCGUUGUUUACAAAUGAACAUCAUAAGGGAACGACCACGCAAGGGCUGAAUCGUGGUGAAGUAACUUCUCUUUUGGCCGCUUCCAGGAUGCGGCCGGCGGGCCACUCGGUGUUUUCGCCUGAUACCCGUCGUGGUCUCCAGCCCCAAGCAAAUGCCUCAGAGGCAAGGCACGAGAUAUUUGCGGAAAAAUUUGUCCGAUUCAACCGCGACAUGAGAGACUCUGAUCCCCCCGAAAAAGCGCGCGCGUCUCGCCCUACCCUGAAAAAUCAUCUAGAUUUUAACAUGCUUCCCUCGGUCAGCGGACUGGACACCAUGGAGUCCCAGCUCUCUCCGCAAGAAGAGCUGUUUUCGCUGUUGUCACCACCACAGAUGCCACAGCUCAAACCACCGCAGGCGCAACCAGCACAAACACAGGACUACAUUGUACAGAAUUUGAAAUACGAUCAUGAGUCUGGGUCCGGUGCACCGAGUGUAUUAACAGCUGAUCGAGCGACAUUAUUUUCGACUUCCCGCCAGGGCAGCGAGGACAUGGAUGAGCGUUCCAAGUCCAUAAUUCUCCCGAAGGCACUCCUGACCGAGUUUGGGGGCGCAAGGUCCAGUGCAACUUUGGAAAGCAAGGAGAGGAAGGUCACCAAUGAGGGAUCAAAUGAACAGCCAACCACCUCCAACGAGGGUGCCAUUAUCAUUGAGGAAAUUGGGCACAUGAGCGACGGUGUUUCGACUGUCGGAAGCAAACAGUCCGUUAGCUCGAACAAGACCAGGAGCGUCAGAGACAUCCGCAAACGCCUAGCACUCAACAGGACAAGACAUGUCACCCCCUUUAGUCCUGUGGUCAAGAGUCAAUCUUCCAUGACGCCCCAGGAUCUCAAAUCAAUGACGCCCCAGCAGCUGCUCCGUCGUAUGUCUAGAUCCCUGCUUGGUCAAUCUAAACCCCCUGCGUUGCCCCAAAGGAUUAUACAGGAUGCCGCCUUGGCUGCUCGGAAGUACAAGGCUCCUCUGGUCAAGCCCUCCGACCAGUCAUCCAGCUCUUCUUCGGCUCUCGUGUCGCCUUCGACGUUGGCACGGAUAUCUAUUUCACCUCUCGUGGAAACAGAUGGUAAAGCUAGUCAAGCCAGCGAUGGAAAUGACGACAGCAGCGGCGUUAUAACUUCAAUAAACCUAAAAGCACAAGAUCCGCCGCAGAUCAAGGAGCGUUACCGGAUGCAACGCAUGGUAGCCGUUGCGAUCCCGCCAAGAAGACCCAGAUCCGCUUCACUGUUAUUAUCCACUAACGCCGAGGACAUGCAGAGUAUUCACGAAUCUACGCCAACAACCAUGGAGGAAAGCGAAGCGGUCUCUAACAAGGAGAAGAUCAAGAGCUCUGAAAACGCUCAAGAAGCCAAGAGAAGGCGCCAUUCCUCUCGAAAAAGAGAAAUAAGCAGUUACUAA